This is a messenger RNA of Gaeumannomyces tritici R3-111a-1, 3373 nucleotides long. RefSeq lists its product as hypothetical. Bases 133 to 3234 code for a protein of 1033 amino acids. Gene Ontology annotation, cellular component: membrane. Gene Ontology annotation, biological process: metal ion transport; transmembrane transport. NCBI's taxonomy places the organism in Eukaryota, Fungi, Ascomycota, Sordariomycetes, Magnaporthales, Magnaporthaceae. The transcript has 6 exons. Gene Ontology annotation, molecular function: protein binding; metal ion transmembrane transporter activity. The record is from RefSeq and is a predicted model, not a curated record.
CAGCCUUACCUCAACGCCGACGCCUUGAGCAGCUACAAAUAUGACCAGAGAACCCCCAGGAUCUGUGGGAAUGCAAAAUGACAAGAAAAAACGAUCUCACGGCCGCCUCCUCGUUGCAUACCGCCCGCCAAAAUGUCCGGGGAGGGGGCGGAUACGCUGGGAGACGCAGCGCCUGUCGCUGCGUCGAAGAUUCGCAAGCUUAGUUUCAGACCUGCUCGGCCAUUGUCCGAAUACAAGGGCGAAGGCAGCAGACCCUCCCCCAACAAGCCCAGCAUCAUCAAUGAUAGACCCCUGACCGAGACCCUGUUCCAGCACAUCAGCAACAACAACCUCAGCGAAGCGCGCAAACUGGCGCAGAAGAAGGGUGUCCAGCUACAGAACAAGUAUGGUCCCCAGGGGUGUACCGUGCUGCACAUGGCGGCCGCUUCGGAAUCCAUGGUCGAGGUGCUCCGGAAGCUUCUUGGCCGCCCCGACGUGGCACGUCACAUCAACCAGAAAGAUAAUGCCGGCCGCACGGCAUUGCAUGAGGCCGCCAUCCUCGCGACGCGCAACACGAUACUGGUCGAGCUGAUCGACGCCGGCGCCAACCCCGACAUCCUUGACCAGCAGCGUCUAACGCCGCUGCACGCAUUCAUCAAGUAUUGCCAGCCCGGGGCUGAUCAUAGGAGGGUGUUCAACUCCCUCGUCAACUAUGGCAACGCCGAGGUCAACACAAAGAACUCCUCCAACGACACGCCUCUACACGACGCCGCGAGUCGUGAUAGCGAGACGCUGAUACGUCUGCUCCUAAGCCACGGCGCCGACCCGGACAGCGUCAACGCUGCCGGUGAAACGCCGCAAGCCCUCCUUCCUGAGAGAUCCGCUGCGAAACGCAUCUUUCUCGAGCCGCGGACAAAAUGGACACCGCGCAACCUGACCAAGAUUCCCACCGAGGCACCGCGAUGCGAGGGCGACAGGCAGGCGGUAUGCAAGUCCUUUUAUGUUACAGUGUGGUUCUUCUACCGCCCUGCAAGCCUCUCAUGGUCCCAGACUUCUACUGCCUAUAGCGUUAUCUAUGACAAGGAGACCAUAGCCGGGUUCGAGAGGCAGUUCAUCGAUAUCAUCCAGAGCAGUUCCAACGCAGCAAGACAGAAGGCCAAAACAAAUACCGACAAGACACACCUUCGUCCCAGCAGCUACACCCAAGAUACAGACACAUCUCGGGAUGCUGCUUUUGAGGUGCGCAGCGACGAUAUCUGGAAGUGGAUUCACCUUCCCGCAAACAACAUGGACUGGGUCAAGGACCUCGUCUAUCGCCUCACACUCUCGGACCAAGGCUCGGCACGCCUCAGGCAGGCACUGCAGUUUAUCGAUCGCCAUGUCAAGGAUCACAAAGAUAACAGGGGCUACUUCCGUCUGCCCCACGUCGAGGAGGAGCGCCAGGAUGACGAUAUUUGGGUGGCCGACGACGACGACAUGGCAGAUAGCCCUCCCGUCAGUCCGCGCAUCACAUCCAGUUCACAUUCCAUCAAUAGCCCAGGAACGAAUCAGCACAGCUCCAACCCGGGUUACUUUCCCCCGGUACAGAUUUCGCUGUCAUCGCCACCGAGGACUUCCGAGGCCCCAAAAGGACCCGAAACAUAUGUAUCACACAACAAGUCCCGCGCCCGCUCAGAGCUACCCAACGAGGCUUGGCGCAGCCGGAAAGUGACGCCCGGGGGCCGCCGCCGCCUUUCUCUAGUGAUCCCGUACUUUGACUUUGAAACAGAGCUCUACCUCGGCAAAGGCUCAACUUCGAGAACGUCACUCACCCCGGGCGAUCCUGAUGGGGCAGGGAGCGGAGACCGACAGUUCAAUAGAUUGACAGCACUCAAGCAGCACUACCGCCCCUUCGAGGGUCCCCGGGGCCUCCAGCUGCCUCAAACUUUGGACGAGUCAUACUACCACAUGCUAGCUGACGAUCAGCUACACGCCCGCAAUAGAGACCAGAUAAUCUACAAAUGGUCUUCUGAUAUCGCUGUUAACGGGCUGGGUACAACAAAAACACAGCCACAGGACACCGAGGGUCAAGACAGACGGGAUCUCAAUGGAAGGGUGCCGGCAGAGGCCAGCGAUGGCUCAUCACCUCAUAGCAGCUUCAGCCACCAGACGGACAGAAAUAAGCUGCUAGUGGUACACCAGUUGUGGCUCUGGAAACUCGACGAAAACACGGUGAUAACUACUCAUCCUGAGAGAUGGCAUACCGGCAACGAGGACACGCUUGUCGAAACGAUUCGGCAGAGCGGUAUCGGCGAUUUUCAGGAGCCAGAAGACCUGAUCGAGCACAUAGUUUCCGAGUGUGCCCGCUUCAUCGAGGAGUAUCGGUAUGCUGGUCUGGGAGAACAUAUACUGGAUAUCUUUGAGAACUCGAUCGCUACCAAGUCCAACCAAGAGGUCCAGUGCUUCAAAAGGUUUAUCGCUCAGCUGGGAAAUGAGCCCGGAAACAACUCCAAAUCUCCGGCAACGGCCGUGGAGGAGCACAGCAACGAGAAAGAAUCCAUAACCGAGGAGACCAAGUUGAUCCGCGAGAUUAAGGACAUCCAUGACGAGCUGCAGAUGCUAGGCCGCGUACUCGAGGAUCAGGCUAACAUGGUGGAAAGGUUCGCUCGGCUGUUCUGGCCCGAUGCAGAAAAGGACGAGAAGAUGCGCCAGCAGUUUACAGACUACUGUGGUAUCCAAAACCUGAGAGCACGCACCGUCAGGAUGGAUGGCAAUGCACACCAGACUCUCCAGGACUUGUACUACCUGGUCCAGGUAAAGCAGGCACAGAGCUCAUUGCAUGAAGCCAUCACUGCCACCGUGAUGAGCAAGAGAGCCCAAACUCUCAACGACUACAUCUUGGUGUUCACAACAAUCACCGUCAUCUUCGCGCCCCUCGCAUUCAUGACGAGUCUUUUCGCCCUCCCUAUCAGCAGCUUCCCACGGGAUGGGGGGGCCGGGAGCGUGUCCUACGCGGCCGACUGGCUCGCAGUACGUAUUACUGCGGGCGAGAUUGUGAGCCUUGCAUCCAUCUGCUUCAUGCUCUACCUCUACUUUGUAGCUCUGAGAAAUCGGGACUCGCCAGGAGGGAUCCGUGAACCUCGGCAUGGCGCGGGCUCAGCUCAGCCAGUGCGACCGGCGAACAGCACGAGCGGCGCUCCGACGGGGGCUACGUCUAUUCCUACCCGGAGGCGAGUGACGACCAUGGUCGGGGACGACCUUGAGAGACAGUCGUAGGAUGGUAAGUAAGUUAGCGUGUGGCGACUGAAGGGUUGAAGGAUGGUGGUCGAGCAAAAGUUGACUUGGCCAAGUGUUCAAUAAAUAUCCAUUGAGAAAUCCUCCCCAACCCAUGCUAUAGUUGAUCACUUGAUGCUCG